Vollenhovia emeryi is the source of this 480-nucleotide messenger RNA. RefSeq names its product odorant receptor 22c-like. Gene Ontology annotation, molecular function: odorant binding; olfactory receptor activity. The transcript has 4 exons. Lineage: Eukaryota; Metazoa; Arthropoda; Insecta; Hymenoptera; Formicidae. Gene Ontology annotation, biological process: detection of chemical stimulus involved in sensory perception of smell; sensory perception of smell. The record is from RefSeq and is a predicted model, not a curated record. Gene Ontology annotation, cellular component: plasma membrane. Bases 1 to 480 code for a protein of 159 amino acids.
AUGAAGGUGAGGGACAAUUUAAAUACUAUUUAUCGUAAAAGAAUUACGUUCUUGGUACACGAACACCGGGAGGCUUUAAAUUGUGCAGAACUUCUCGAGAAUACCUUUACUGUACCUUUCGCCGUACAAAUGUUCGUAGUGACUAUAGGAAUGAGUUUUACCCUGGUGCAAGCCACGCAACCGAACGGCGAGAUUUUAGAAUCAAUCAGAUACGUGUUGUAUAUCGUUGGUCAACUGAUCCAUUUAUUCUUUCUCAGCUACGAAGGACAGAAAUUGAUAGAUCACAGUCUUCAGACGAGCAAUAAGAUAUACAGUAGUUCCUGGUACGAGGUAUCUAUAAGAUCGCAGAAGCUAAUCGUGCUGGUGAUGAUGAGAAGUUUACGACCGAGCUCCUUGAGCGCCGGCAAGAUUUACGUUUUCUCCUUGGAGAGCUUCACCUCGGUAACGCACUCGGAAUUAUCGUAUAUGCAUUUGUUAUAG